AUGGCCGUUCAGCAAUGGAUCACGCCCUUGAAGGGAAUUGACAGCCUUAGCCGGACCGAAGCUCCCGUUCCCGUACCAGGGCCGAGCGAAGUCUUGGUAGAGAUCCGUGCUGUCUCUCUGAACUACCGCGACGUGGAAGUGACCAACGGCGAGUAUAAGCAUCACAGAACAGCCAACCAGGAUGCCACCAUCGUACCCUGCUCGGACAUGUGUGGGGUAGUGACACAGGUUGGAUCUGGCGUGAGCAAGUGGACAGUCGGCGACCGGGUGCUUUCGACUUUCCUGCCAGAUCAUCAAACUGGCCAGGUGACUGAGAAGGAGCUUGCCAGGAGCCUGGGGCUGCCGCAGAAUGGUGUCCUUGCAACUCACCGCGUGUUCCCUGAUUACGGCCUGGUGAAAGCGCCUAGCUUCAUGUCAGAUGAGGAGGCGGCUACUCUUCCCAUCGCUUCAGUCACAGCAUGGAUGUCUAUAAAUGGUUUGCGACCGAUGGGGCAGAGCGGCGGGAAGGAUGAAUAUAUUUUACUCCAGGGAACCGGUGGUGUGGCUAUUGCCGGACUACAGAUUGCGAAGGCCGCUGGCGCGAAGGUUAUUAUCACCUCCUCGUCUGAUGCUAAAUUGGAGCAGGCUAAAGAGCUAGGCGCCGAUUUUACCAUCAACUACCGCACCAACCCCAACUGGGAAAUCGAAGUGAUGAAGGUGACUGAGAACCACGGUGCUGAUAUCAUCUUGGAAGUUGGUGGCGCUAAAACCUUGCGGAAGAGCUUUGAUUGCAUCGCUUUUGGGGGGUUGAUCGACUGCAUUGGCUAUGUCUCAGGCAAGAUAGAUGCCGAUGAGGACCGCUUGAACGUCAAUCUGCUGGCUCUUCGUCGGACGGUCACCCUCAAAGGAAUUAUCAACGGCCCGAAGGAUCGGUUUGAAGAGAUGAUACGGUUCUACGAAGAAAAUCAGAUUCACCCAGUAGUUAACCGGGUCUUUUCAUUUGCCGAUUCCAAGGAAGCAUUCAGAUUUCUGGAAAGCGGGAGCCACUUUGGUAAGGUAGUUAUCAAAGUUCAAUAG
Messenger RNA from Penicillium roqueforti, 1056 nucleotides. Its product is annotated as zinc-dependent alcohol dehydrogenase family protein. Bases 1 to 1056 code for a protein of 351 amino acids. NCBI's taxonomy places the organism in Eukaryota, Fungi, Ascomycota, Eurotiomycetes, Eurotiales, Aspergillaceae. Gene Ontology annotation, molecular function: oxidoreductase activity. The transcript is spliced from 3 exons. The record is from RefSeq and is a predicted model, not a curated record.